AUGAUAGUUCUGUCAUUUUCUAUAAUACGCCUCGCCGUGUUUUUCGCUGCUCUGAUCUCUGUGGGUCUCGCCGCGAAUGGGGACCCGUGCGGAACGUCGAAAGACGGUGUGUGUCCUUGUGGAUGCAUCGUGGAAGCGGCAUGCACCCGGGUGAAGUGGGCCGAUUGUGGGAUACCCGUCAAUAUGUUGUGCCCGACCGGAUGUUCGCUUGACACGAGCCGCUGCAUGUUUUAUACGCCGCCGAAUUGUUUUGGAUAUCCGGUUGGUGGGAUAUGUCCUGUUGGUCUUAAGCUCAUGCCGAAUGGCCAGUGUUGUAAGGAA
Mesorhabditis spiculigera is the source of this 321-nucleotide messenger RNA. The record is from the annotation of a GenBank genome assembly. Lineage: Eukaryota; Metazoa; Nematoda; Chromadorea; Rhabditida; Rhabditidae.